Messenger RNA from Closterium sp. Naga37s-1, 2394 nucleotides. Lineage: Eukaryota; Viridiplantae; Streptophyta; Zygnematophyceae; Desmidiales; Closteriaceae. The record is from the annotation of a GenBank genome assembly.
AUGCUACAUCUGGCAGAUCCCAGCAAGCCCAAGAGCGACAAGGCGACGGUGCUGGGGGACAGCCUCUCAGCGCUGAGAGAGCUGCGCUCCACGGUGGCGGCGCUGAGGGCGGAGCACUGCGUGCUGUCUGGGGAAGCCAAGGAGCUGUCAGCGGAGAAGCAGGAGGUGAGGCAGGAGCGGCAGCUGCUGCGCAUGGAGGUGGAGGCGCUGCAGGCGCAGCUGCAGAUGCGCAUGCACGCCAUGCUGCCCUGGCUCCCCCCAUCCGCCCUCCCCUCCUUUCCCUUCCCCUCCUCCUCCUCCUCCUCCCCUUCCUCCUCCUUCCCCUCCACUGCCACCCUCUCUGCUCUUGCCGCCUCCCUCCGCCCUCCCAACGGGGCAGCACACUCUUCUGCUGCUGCCUCUGCUGCUGCUUCUGCUGCUGCUGCUGCUGCUGCUGCUGCUGCUGCUGCUGCUCCCUACGCGCCAGUUCAUCCUGCUACUGCUGCUGCCACUGCUGCACCUAACGGGGCAGCGCACCCUUUUUCUCCUGCCAACGCGGGAGCGACACAUGGUCCAGCCAAUUGGACAACACCCCCUGCUGCCACCCCAAACGGGACGCCACAACCUGCUGCUUCUGCGGCAGUUCCUGGUGCUGCAGCAAGUUCAGUGGAUGGUGCAAAUGCGAACCCCUUCGCCCCUUCGAGUGCAAACCCCUUCGCCCCUGCGAGUGCAAACCCCUUCGCCCCUGCGAGUGCAAACCCCUUCGCCCCUGCUUCUACCGCUGCUAACAGCAUGCUUCCAGCCUUUGCAGUUUCUCAGGCUGUACCAAGCGGCAUGGGUCACAGCAGCAGCAGCUCGAGUUCCCUGCUUGGGAACCCCGCCGCUGCUGCCCUCCCUGCUCGUCCCUUCGCCGUCCCCUCUGCUCCCCCCGCUACCGCCCUCUCUAACCUCCCCUCUGCCUCCCCUGCUACAGCUCCCCCUAAUGUUCCCGCCACGCUACUCGGAGCAGCAGCACCCUUGCCCCUACCACUCUUGGCCCUACCAACUGGAAUGCACCUCCGUGCUAACUCGUCACCUGCAGCACCGUCUGUAGCAGCAACACCCACCGCACAUUUCGGGGUGCCAGCAUCUGCCACACACGCGCAGCCGGCACCACCUCUUACACACUCCCAGACGCCACCACCUGUGUCACUCCCCCGAGCAUCACCACCCACAGGGAAGGACCUGACACUGUCCCUGGGCGGUGUAGGCUUCAGUAGUGCUCGCAACAGCAGCAGCACUCUGCAGCAGGCACAGCCCGGACGCAGUCUUGUGGGGCCAGCAGCAGCAGGUGAAAGCAGCACGUUGGGCAAGUCAGCAGGGGACCAGGGAAUACAUGGGCCAACAGCAGCGGGCCAGGGAAUACAUGGGCCAACAGCAGCGGGCCAGGGAAUACAUGGGCCAACAGCAGCGGAGCAGGGAAUACAUGGGCCAACAGCAGCGGAGCAGGGAAUACAUGGGCCAACAGCAGCGGAGCAGGGAAUACAUGGGCCAACAGCAGCGGGCCAGGGAAUACAUGGGCCAACAGCAGCGGAGCAGGGAAUACAUGGGCCAACAGCAGCGGAGCAGGGAAUACAUGGGCCAACAGCAGCGGAGCAGGGAAUACAUGGGCCAACAGCAGCGGGCCAGGGAAUACAUGGGCCAACAGCAGCGGAGCAGGGUAUGCAGGGGGCAGCAGGCGAGCAGGGGAUUGAGAGGCCAGCAGAAGGCCAGCAAGGGAUGCAGGCGGGAGCAGCAGCAGCAGCGGAUGAUGAUAGUGUGCUGAGGCAUGCUAUGAAUGGAAGCACACAGCAGGGGGCAGCAGGAGGCAGGCAGGAAAUGCAGAGGAUACCACAAGACCAGCAGGGGAAGCAGGCAACAGCAGCAGCAGACGACGACGAUAGCGUGCUGAGGCAUGCUAUGAACGGAAGCACACAGCCGGGGGCAGCAGGAGCUGCAGGCGAGAAGGGCGCGGUUGAGAACUCUCAGGAAGGGCCUUUACCAACAGUGGUGGAUUCGAGUGUGAGUGACUGUCAAGAACCCCACUUACCACAACACAUGGGCUCAAGUGCUCCCGACUCUCGAGAACCUUCCAGGUUGGAAUUGGUGGUGGAGCAUAACUGGGCCGUGAAUGGUCGGGAGGAGGGUGCAGAGCGAUUAGUUUUUGCUAAGUCUCCAAAAUUAGCUGAGGAGGGGGGCAGACGGGAGGGGUGGGUGAAUGGUUCUCCCCUCGAGGGGUGUGGGCAGGGGCGGCUGGGGAAUGUAAAGGAGGAGGAGGAGGGGGUGGAGAAGGAGGAAGGAGGUGGUGAUAGGGGUGAUCAAACAGGGGAUGAGGAGAUGGGGACGGCGGAGGUGGGGGAACAGAGCAGGAAGCGUAACUGGCUUUCGCUGUUCUGA